GUAGAGGAUGGCAAGAAAAGAUGCGAGGAAUAAGCAAAUAUGACAUGUGAGUAAAAUCGAAAAACAAAGCAUACAAACCACUUGUCUUCAACACCGCCACGACCAAAUCCUCCAAUGGCUUCGUUACUAUUUACACUUUCAUCGCCGUAACUGAAUCUCUUUGACAAUUCAAUACUCUCCAUACGUCUCACUUUCAAACAUAAAAGCAUUUAUUAUUGAGUUUUUUUUUUUGUUAUAGUACCCAAAAAGUCAAAUCUAUAUUAUACGUUCCAUAGUAUAAUAAUAAAUAGGACAACUAUCCAAAAAGCGUUUACAAAUACUUGUAUUUUCCGUGUUUUGACUUUUGUAAUAACUCUGAAUAUUUCUUCAAUCUUUUAUAUAUAAACCCUACUUUCUUCUCUCUUCUUGCUAACUUAUUCAAUACAAUUCACAUCUCAUAGAUCUCAACUACUACACUUUUGAUAAAGCAAAAACUUCAUUUCUUGAGAUUCUUUGUUGAUCCAUUUAUUCAUCAAGAUUCACUUUUUUUUUCAUAUUUUCCGGCGAGUUAUAUGGAUCAAGAGAUAGAUAUUCCUUGUUUCUUCCUAUGUCCAAUCUCUCUAGAUAUCAUGAAGGAUCCGGUCAUAGUGUCCACCGGGAUAACCUACGACAGGGACAGCAUCGAGAAAUGGCUCUUCACCGGUAAGAACAACUCAUGUCCGGUCACCAAACAAGUCAUAACCGAGACCGAUCUCACACCAAACCACACUCUUCGCCGUCUAAUCCAAUCUUGGUGUACGCUCAAUGCAUCCUACGGCAUCGAGAGAAUCGCAACACCAAAACCUCUAAUCUCUAAGUCCGAGAUCGAAAAACUCAUCAAAGACUCUUCAGCUUCGUAUCAAAACCAAGUCAAAUGCCUUAAACGGCUACGUCAAAUAGUGUCGGAGAAUCCAACGAACAAGAGGUGCUUAGAAGCCGCGGAAAUUCCAGAGUUCUUGGCAAAGAUCGUCAGCAACUCCGUCGAUACAUCCAACGAUUUGUGUCAGUCAAACAUGUUGGAGAACCGGUUUGAUUCUUCGAGGAGCUUAAUGGACGAAGCUUUAAGCAUACUCUACCAUCUCGACACAUCGGAGGAAGCACGCAAGAGUCUCUUAAACAACAAGAAGGGAACUAAUCUUGUAAUGACGUUGACUAAGAUUAUGCAACGUGGGAACUACGAAUCAAGAGCCUAUGCAGCUUUUCUCCUCAAGAAGAUUCUUGAAGUUGCGGAUCCCAUGCAGAUCAUAUUGUUGGAACGUGAGCUUUUCAAUGAAGUGGUUCAGAUCUUGAAUGAUCAGAUCUCUCACAAGGCAACGACAUCAGCAAUGCAGAUCUUAGUGAUUAUAUGUCCAUGGGGAAGGAAUAGGCACAAGGCUGUGGCAGCUGGAGCGGUCUCUAUGAUAAUAGAGCUUCUAAUGGAUGAAACUUCCUCUUCCGAGAGAAGGAACUCAGAGAUGGCUAUGGUGGUUCUUGAUAUGUUAUGUCAGUGUGCUGAAGGAAGAGCCGAGUUUUUGAAUCAUGGUGCGGCUAUUGCCGUUGUGUCUAAGAAGAUAUUGAGGGUCUCUCAGAUAACUAGCGAAAGGGCGGUUAGGGUUUUGCUUUCCAUUGGGAGGUUUUGUGCUACGCCUUGUUUGUUGCAGGAGAUGUUGCAACUGGGAGUUGUGGCGAAGAUGUGUUUGGUGCUUCAAGUGAGUUGCGGAAACAAGACUAAAGAAAAGGCCAAGGAAUUGCUUAAGCUGCACGCUAGGGUUUGGAGGGAAUCACCUUGUGUCCCAAGAAAUUUGUAUGCUUCGUUUCCUGCUUGAACAGCAAGAUAGAACAAGGAACGUAUAUGCUUGAUUGAUUCCCAUCAGAUACAAAUUUUUCUUCGUAUAAGUUCAUUCAAAAAAUAGAAUGGUUUAUUUUUGCUCAAAUUCAGAAUUUCUAUUGUCUUUGUUAUAUCUUUCAAAGGUUCAUUCAUCAUGUAGGUAGCAAGUGGGGAUUUUCUUUAUGAGAUUAUGAGAAACUGCAAAGAAAUAAAUGGAAUCACAAGUUACAUGACCA
Brassica napus (rape) is the source of this 2061-nucleotide messenger RNA. RefSeq names its product E3 ubiquitin-protein ligase PUB22. The coding region runs from base 552 to 1823 and encodes 423 amino acids. The record is from RefSeq and is a predicted model, not a curated record. Gene Ontology annotation, molecular function: ubiquitin protein ligase activity. NCBI's taxonomy places the organism in Eukaryota, Viridiplantae, Streptophyta, Magnoliopsida, Brassicales, Brassicaceae. The transcript has a single exon. Gene Ontology annotation, biological process: protein ubiquitination.